Messenger RNA from Mesocestoides corti, 1290 nucleotides. The record is from the annotation of a GenBank genome assembly. NCBI's taxonomy places the organism in Eukaryota, Metazoa, Platyhelminthes, Cestoda, Cyclophyllidea, Mesocestoididae.
AUGCCCAAAGUAUGGGUUAAGCCUGCUGACAAUAAAGUGGACGGGGAUGCCAGUGGCAACGCUGCUGAAGGCGCUCACAAACCCGAGACACUGGAGUUGCAUAAAGAUGAAGACGAAGACAAAGACAGCGAUGAAAUAGAUGACGAAGCAGAAGACGAAGAAGAGGAGGGGGACAAGGCAGACGUAGACGAGGAGGAGGAGGAGGAGGAGGACGAUGCCGAAGCUGAGGGUGAUGAUGAAAAUGAGAAUCUGAGUGAAGAUGUUGAAGAAACGGAAGACGAAGAAGAGCCCGAAGACACCAACAACGCAGAACCCGUUGAUGAAGGUGAGGACGAACAACAAGGCGAAGAAGAGACGAGGGAGGAAGACGAGGAGCCAAAAGAUGAAGAAGAGGAAGAUGUGAAGGAGGAAGAGUCAGGCGAAGAUGAGGAAAAUGAGGAGGAGGCGGCAGGAGAAUCAGAACAAGAGGAAGAUAAAGAACAAGUAGAUGAAUCUUCCGACAAGGAAGAUGAGGUGAAAGAAGAAGAAGAAGUGAAGGAAGACGCCGCUGAAAAUGAAGGUGAGGAGUCAGAUAAAGAGGCGGAAAGUGAUAAGGAGGAGGGUGAAACAGAAGAAGAGGAGGAUAAAGAACACGAAGAUGAAUCCUUAGACAAAGAAGAGGAGGAGUCAAAAGAGGAAGUGGAAGAAGAGGAUAAGAAGGAAGAUGAAGCAGAAGAAGAGGAUGGCAAAAAAGAAAACCAUGAUGAAGAUGAAGAAUCUCCCGUCGAGGUAGCCGAGGAGCCAGAAGAGGAGGAUGAGCACAAUGAAUUAGAUGCCGAGAGUGAGGAGGUGAACAAAGAGGACGAUACCCAUGAGGAAGAAGAGGAACAAAAUGACGAACCCUCCGACAAGGAAAGCGAGGGGUCAGAAGAGGAGGACAAGCACGAAGAGGAAGUUCACGAUGGUGGUCAAGACGCCGAUGAUAAGGAGGAGGUAGAUGACGAGGAGGAGGGGAAAGAAGAAGAAGAAGAGCAGGAAGGCGAAGAACAUGACGAUGAAUCCAUCGACAAGGAGCACGAGGAGUCAGAAGAGGACGACACGGACGAUAAACCAGAUGCUGAAGGUGACAAGGAAGGAGAAGAGGAAGAGCACGAUGACGAGGAAACGGGUGAGAUUGCUGACGGAAAUCCUGGCGCGAAAAUCGCAGCUGAGAAACCAGAGGAUGUCCCUGCUUUGAAGGAAGAGGUGCAGCAUGUCGAACAGCUCCAUCGUCGCCAUCGCAACCUCCAUCGGAAGCAUGCUGCGCAUUAA